AUGGCGGCGCAGUCGAGCACGCCAGGCGCCUGCACGGCCAGCUCCCAGCGGCCAGGCGGCAGCAACACUGGGCGCAGCAGCCUCGCGAUGGUGCGCGCAGCCCCCACGGCGACGUCCUCUGUGGACUGGCCCCAGCUGAAGCCGUUUGCCGGCAUGCUGGAUGUUGCGGCAGAUACAGUCGCGCUGGGGGGGCACCGCGGCAUGGGCGCCAAUGUGUGGCACCCCUCCAGCAGCCAACCCAUGGCGGCGCCCUUCAGAGAGAACACUUUAUUGAGCUUCAAAGCAGCAUCCGAGUCCGGAGCCACCUUUCUCGAGUUUGAUGUUCAAGUCUGCGCCGACGGCGUCCCUGUGAUCUGGCAUGACAACUACGUUGUGUUCGGCGACGAGGCCAACCCCACCAGCUGCCGUAUCGCCGACCUGACGUCCCAGGCGUUCCGCCAGCUGGCGCCCAUCAAUGUCAGCCGAGCCACAGCCGCAGCAGACACCGGCGUGCUGCUGGGCGGCAGCCCCACCAGCAGCAGUGCCAGCCUGGCCAGCCUGGAGAGCUUUGCCUGCUCCACCGCCUCCAGCGCUGCCUCCGCCGCCACCUCCACCACCAGCAGUGGCACCACCCGGCUGCUGCGCAAGCACCGAAACGACACGCCCGCGGAGCCCCAUGAGCCCACGCUGCGCAGCUGGCAGUGCGAGCAGGAGGACCACUUCCCCACGCUCGCAGAGGUGUUUGCGGGCAUCCCACCCAGCGUGGCGUUUGACCUGGAGAUUAAGAUGGCGGUGCCCGAUGAUGUGGUGGUGACGCCAGCACACGAGGUAGAUCGCAUGGUCAGCGCCACGCUGGCGGCGGUGGACGCUGGGCUGGCGGCGCAUGGCCCCCGCACCAUCAUGUUUUCCAGCUUCGAUCCGGAGGUCUGCCUGGAGGUCAAGCGCAGGCGCCCUGGUGCCGUGGUCAUGUUCCUGUCGGGUGGCGGCCAGUACAGCCAUGUGGACCUGCGCCGCACCAGCAUAGCCGCCGCGGUGGCGUUUGCCUCGGGCGCUGCGCUGCAGGGCGUGAUCCUCAACACGCGGGCGCUGCAGCUUGAGGCGCACAUGGUGGAGGAGGCUCGCAGCAGGGGGCUGCGGGUCAUGACCUAUGGCCAGCCAAACGACAACCCAGAGUGGGUGCGUUAUCAGCAUUUUCUGGGAGUGCAGGGCGUGAUUGUGGAUGACGUGGCGGGCGUGGCCUCCGCGCUGGCCACCGCGCUGGGCUGA
Chlorella variabilis is the source of this 1245-nucleotide messenger RNA. RefSeq lists its product as hypothetical. NCBI's taxonomy places the organism in Eukaryota, Viridiplantae, Chlorophyta, Trebouxiophyceae, Chlorellales, Chlorellaceae. Gene Ontology annotation, molecular function: phosphoric diester hydrolase activity. The transcript is spliced from 5 exons. The record is from RefSeq and is a predicted model, not a curated record. Bases 1 to 1245 code for a protein of 414 amino acids. Gene Ontology annotation, biological process: glycerophospholipid catabolic process.